AUGGCGGAGAAAGGUGACUCGGGGAAAAAGGGCAACUUCAACAAGAAACAGAUCAAUGAAAUUUUAUCUAAGGAAGGAAAACUGGCAUUUGUUCGACUUUGCUAUUCAGAAAUCGCAUCGCUUUAUUGCGAAAAACACGAAAGAUCAUUUGUGGAGAAGUAUAUCUGUGACUUGGAAAAGUAUCUAGAUCUUCCUAAACAAGAUCUUAAGGGAUUAUUCCUAUGCAACCUAGAGGGGGAUGUACUCAAGGGUGAACCAUCAAAUAACAAUGCUAUGCUUCUGGUAAACCAGCUAAAAAAGGAAUGUGGUCAUCAAAACCUUAUUUGUAUUCCUGAAAGUCUGAUUUUAUUUGCUUUGGAAACAGAAAAAUAUGAUGCUCGCCAUCGAGUUCUAAUCUACCAUGUAGCAGAGAAACUGGUUAUCUCACCAGAUAUCGUAACAGAUGUGGAAGAUCAACUGGUUAUUUACCUAAAAGAAUGUCAAAACAAAGAAAAAAGUGUGGAAGAAAAGCAGCGCAAAGAAGAAGUAUCAUCAAGAAGGUUUAAACAUGGUUUAUUGAUUGGUCUUGGUGCUAUUGGAGGUGGUGUAUUACUAGGUGUUACUGGUGGUCUUGCAGCACCGUUUUUGGCUGCUGGUGCUGGCACCUUAUUUGGGGGCAGUAUUGGAGUUGCUUUGGCAUCUGUUAAAGGGGUUGCUAUCAUCACUUCCAUAUUUGGUGCUGCAGGUGCAGGAUUGACAGGUCAGAAGCUGAACCGCAGACUUGGGGACAUUGAACAGUUUGAGUUUGAAAAGAUGACAAAAGGUGAACAUUUGAGUGUGGUAAUUGCUGUGUCAGGAUGGUUGGAAGAUCAGGAUGAAAAUGCAAUCAAAUACUGCGGGUUUCAAGAACCUUGGAAAAAAAUGAUGUUAGGAAGGGAGCAGUACUGCUUGAAAUGGGAGUCUAAGUAUCUGUCAGAGUUGGGGAAUGCCAUUUCGUCUUUUCUUGCUUCCAGUGCAAUUGGUUUUGCAGCUGAGGAAGCUGUCAAGCAUACACUCUUGUCAGGGCUGGUCAGUGCUGUAGCCUGGCCCUUAGCCAUUCUUAAAGUUGCCUACAUCAUUGAUAACCCUUGGGGCGUGUGUGCUUCAAGAUCAGCUGAAGUAGGAAAACACAUGGCUCACGUAUUAAUGGAAAAACAUCAUGGUAAUCGUCCAGUCUCGCUGGUUGGUUUUAGUUUUGGUGCACGUGUCAUAUUCCACUGUCUUAAAGCCCUCUCAAACUUUAAAGAUGGCGUUGCCACAGGGAUCGUCCAGGAUGUUAUCAUGAUUGGUGCCCCUGUAACGGGAGAUCCCUCUGAGUGGAGAGGACUGGAAAAGGUUGUCGCUGGGAGAAUCGUCAAUUGCUACUUUCGUAAAGACUGGUUGCUUAGGUUUGUUUACCGCACUGCCUCAGCACAAGGGAGAGUAGCUGGUCUUAAACCUGUAUUAUGGAAAAAUAGGCGGAUGUUUAACUUCAAUGUAGGUCACAUAGUAAACAAUCACACAGACUACUGUAAUCAAGAUAAAAUCAGGCUAAUUCUUGACGGCAUAUCGUCCGGUCCAGUGUGCACUUUGGACGACGACAAUAGCAGCAGCAGUCAUGAGGACUCUGGUAUUGCAUCUAUAUCAAAUCAUGUCGAACUCCCUGUAUCGCAAACAGAAACAAAAGGUCCAGUUUCUCCACCAGUGACAGACUUAGUGAAGUGAAGUGUUAGUGACAUGCAAUAGUCAAUCCAACAGGACAGACUUAAAGAAGUGAAGUGUUAGUGACAUGCAAUAGUCACCAAGUCAAUCCACCAGGUCAGCGCGUGGCAAGUGUGUUAGCUAAAAAAAGUGAUGAUAAAGACAACAGUUUGUCUCCGGCAGCUUAUGAAGAGAACAAUAAAACCGUGAAGUCUCUAGUCGACCUCACAAGAAAAGCAAACACACUAAAAAGCACAGUUCU
Molecule: messenger RNA, 1960 nt
Organism: Exaiptasia diaphana
Lineage: Eukaryota; Metazoa; Cnidaria; Anthozoa; Actiniaria; Aiptasiidae
Product: transmembrane and coiled-coil domain-containing protein 4
Exons: 14
Coding region: 1-1722 (573 amino acids)
Source: RefSeq, a predicted model, not a curated record